AUGGAAUUAAGUAAUCAUGAAUACAUUCAUUCUCCAAAGACCAAUACUUAUAGACGUCGUUCUAAAAGUUUAAAUGACAAGAUAGAAUCCGGCAAAUCUUCAUACAUUCAUCAUGGAAAUCACCAUCAUUCUCCUCCUCCUAGGCAUGCUCACCACCAACCAGUCAUGAAAUUCAAUACCGAUAUGUGGAUGCAGGAUUUUAGAGAAACUAUUAUCAAAAAAUUGUUUAGAGAAGAACGCUUUAAGGCCUUUCAAAAACGUAGAGGAUUAGAAAAUGUUAUGGAUGUUAGUGACGAAGAAGGAUGGGAAGAACAACAGAAGCUAAUCCAAUCCAUAGUUCAAAAUGAAUGGGAAAAUUAUCAAGCCUCAUCCGCUUCUUCUUAUCAACAGUUAUUGCAACGGCAAGAUACCAACACUUUAGAUAAUAUGGUCCAACUUUUCGCAGUUAUUAUUAGCGUGACCGCAAUGAUUCACUUGGUAUUUGGUAUUGGACUCACAAUUGUGGGUCUUAAGAACCGUGACACUCUUGUGAACUUAUGUCUUCAAAAAGCCUCCUCAAAUGGUACAUGGGAUCCGUCACAACAUUGGUUGAAACCAUUUGACAAACGAGCUGACAAUACGGACCAAAAUGCUACUACUGACAACACUAAAAUUAUUUGUGAAACUGCCGUUAA
This is a messenger RNA of Racocetra fulgida, 674 nucleotides long. NCBI's taxonomy places the organism in Eukaryota, Fungi, Glomeromycota, Glomeromycetes, Diversisporales, Gigasporaceae. The record is from the annotation of a GenBank genome assembly.